AUGUCGCAACCAGAUCCUCUAAGCUGGACCCUACUGUUCAAGAAGCACAGAACGACCGUGCUUUUGCUGCUUCCGCCUUCUCAGACCAUCGAGGCCACCAAAACAAAGCUUGUCGAAGCUCUUCGAGCGCGCGGCCUGAAAGAUAUCAACGGCGACCCGAUUCCUGAAGACCCUGCAGAGAUUGAGUUUGGUGUUGCAGUGGAUAAGAAUGACCUGGAGAAAGGCUGGACAAGCCUGGAGGCAUCGGACACUGAAGAUGAUGCUCCCAAGCGAGGGGCUGGGAAGAAGGCUGCAGCCCUCACUUUGAAAGUAGCCGAAUUCAACAGCGGACAGUCUAUCGCGUUUCGAUUUCGAAGGAAAAGCGAUAUUGGUUCAAAUAAUCCCAGCGAUCUCGAGUUAGGGGACCCUGGCUGGGAUGUUGUUCUCCCUACCUUUGAGGAUGAGGACGAGGGUCCAUAG
Aspergillus mulundensis is the source of this 459-nucleotide messenger RNA. RefSeq lists its product as uncharacterized. Lineage: Eukaryota; Fungi; Ascomycota; Eurotiomycetes; Eurotiales; Aspergillaceae. The transcript is spliced from 2 exons. Bases 1 to 459 code for a protein of 152 amino acids. The record is from RefSeq and is a predicted model, not a curated record.